UCCCCUCCUGUGGACCGACCAACGUGUCUGCCUUCGCCACAACCUCCAGCAGCAUCCUGGUGCGCUGGUUUGAAGUUCCUGAACCAGACAGAAACGGCCUCAUCCUGGGCUACAAGGUGGUGUACAAGGAGAAGGACUCGGACAGUGCCGUCCACUUCUGGACCGUGGAGGGGAACGCCACGCACAGCGUCCAGCUCACCGGUCUGGGGAAAUACGUGCUCUAUGAGAUCCAGGUUCUGGCUUUCACGCGGAUUGGAGAUGGACGGCCCAGUUCGCCGCCCAUCCUGGAGAGGACUUUGGACGAUGUUCCAGGACCUCCGGUGGGGAUCCUGUUCCCUGAAGUGCGGACCACCUCAGUCCGGCUCAUUUGGCAGUCCCCCUCGCAGCCCAACGGCAUUAUACUGGCGUACCAGAUCACGUACCACCUCAACUCCACCAACAGCAACACGGCCACGGUGGACGUCCUGAGCCCGAGCGCUCGCCAGUACACGGUGACCAACCUGAAGCCGGAGUCCAUCUACGUGUUCCGCAUCACGGCGCAGACGAGGAAGGGCUGGGGCGAGGCGGCCGAGGCGCUGGUGGUCACCACGGAGAAGAGAGCUCGACCCCAGCCCACCAGCCGUCCCGUGGUCCCUCAGAAAGACGUUCAGGCCCGUCAGGUGCUGUUGUCGUGGGAGCCGGGCAGCGACGGCCUGUCCCCCGUGCGUUACUACACAGUGCAGCUUCGAGAGCUUCCUGAGAGCAACUGGACCGUCCACUCUGCCUCCGUCAACCACGAGGCUUCGUCCUACAUCGUAUCCAGGCUGAAGCCCUUUACGUCCUACCAGUUCAGAGUGAAAGCCACCAAUGAUAUAGGAGACAGCGAGUACAGCGAGGAGAGCGAAGCCAUCACGACUCUGCAGGACGCGCCCGACGAACCACCGGCCAUCCUCUCCGUCACGCCGCACACGACCACGUCGGUGCUGAUCCGCUGGCAGCGCCCCUCGGAGGAGAAGAUCAACGGGAUCUUACUGGGAUUUCGGAUUCGAUAUCGUGAGCUGCUGUACGACCGUCUGCGGAGUUACUCAGUUCACGCCAUCAACAGCAUGUCCGGCUGGGCUGAGCUCACCGCCCCCUACAGUAUCCGGAAUCUGAGUGAUUCAACCCUGAUCCAGUAUGAGUUGGACAAGUUGAGUAAACACAAGCGCUAUGAGAUACGCAUGAGUGUAUACAACGCUGUGGGCGAGGGGCCGACCAGUCCACCGCAGGAGGUGUUUGUGGGAGAAGCCGUACCUACAGCUCCGCCCCAGAAUGUGGCCAUCCAGUCUGCGACAGCCACCCAGCUGGACGUGACGUGGGACCCUCCACCUGUGGACGCACAGAACGGAGACAUCCAGGGCUACAAGGUUUACUUUUGGGAGUUCCAGCGCAAGAAUGAGACAGAGCGGCUGCGGACUCUGUUCAUGCCUGAGGGAGGAGUGAAACUGAAGAACCUGACGGGGUACACCACCUAUAUGAUCAGCGUAGCCCCCUUCAAUGCAGCUGGGGACGGACCCCGCAGCGCACCAACCAGGGGACGCACUCAGCAAGCAGCUCCCAGUGCUCCCAGCUUCAUUCACUUCAGUGAGCUGACCACCACCUCGGUCAAUGUCUCCUGGGGCGAGCCAACCUUCCCUAACGGCAUCAUCGAGGGCUACCGUCUGAUCUACGAACCCUGCACACCUGUCGAUGAGUCUUCAGUGGCCUGUGCCGACUGUCUUCACUCCCCCUCCCCCCCAGGCGUCAGUAAGACAGUGACGGUGGAUGUGAAGGGGAGUGGGCCCCUCUGGUUGAAGCUCAAGGACCUGGCCGAUGGCAUCACGUACAACUUCCGCAUCCGGGCCAAGACCUUCAUCUAUGGGCCAGAGGUGGAGGCCAACAUCACCACAGGCCCCGGAGAAGGAGCCCCUGGGCCGCCUGGAGAGCCCUUUAUCACACGCUAUGGUUCAGCCCUGACCAUCCACUGGACCAGCGGGGACCCGGGACGUGCUCCCAUCACACGCUACGUCAUCGAGGCAAGACCUUCAGAUGAGGGAUUGUGGGAUAUCUUAAUCAAGGACAUCCCAAAGGAAGCAACAUUGCAUACAUUCAACAUGGACAUCCUGAAGCAGGGGGUCAGUUAUGACUUCCGAGUAAUCGGAGUGAACGACUAUGGCUAUGGCUCUCCAAGUCUACCCUCUCCUUCUAUAUCCGCCCAGAAAGUGGCACCGUUCUACGAGGAGUGGUGGUUCCUGGUGGUGGUGGCUCUGGUGGGGCUCAUCUUCAUCCUGCUGCUGGUCUUCAUCCUCAUCAUCAGGGGGCAGAGCAAGAAGUAUGCCAAAAAGUCUGAAUCUGGUAACAACUCCAACUGCAACGCCCUGACCCACGGAGACAUGGUCAGCCUGGACGAGGGACGCUUCCCCGCACUGGAGCUCAACAACCGACGGCUCUCUGUGAAAAACUCCUUCUGCCGGAAGAACGGCGUCUACACCAGGUCUCCUCCCAGGCCCAGUCCAGGCAGUCUUCACUACUCCGACGAAGACGUCAGCACAAAGUACAAUGACCUGAUCCCUGCAGAGAGCAGCAGCCUGACCGAGAAACCCUCUGAAAUCUCCGACUCACAGAUCAAAUGAAAAUCUCUACAAUGAAUCGCUACGGACAGGACCUUUCGCGGCGUGAUAACAACCCCUCAAAUGAAGCAUUUCGACGUGUCAUCGGCUUUCUGGCGUAUCUAGCAUUCGCACUUGUGCAUUGUCAAACACGGCCCUAAUGUAGUGACUGCCCCCUGACGACGCCUGCCUCGCUGCCACGCUGCACAUCCAAGGGUCUGACAUUAGCUUUGAU
Molecule: messenger RNA, 2841 nt
Organism: Paralichthys olivaceus (Japanese flounder)
Lineage: Eukaryota; Metazoa; Chordata; Actinopteri; Pleuronectiformes; Paralichthyidae
Source: RefSeq, a predicted model, not a curated record